CCGAUCUUACUAUUUAAACAACUUAAAUUGAGAUUCUUCAAGCAGUGCGAAAUCAUCAGUUUAGUUAAUGUUCACAACAUUUCACUAUAACCUGAAAAGGGUUUGAAUUCUAAAAACUAAUUUAUCGAAAAUGUCUUCAAAAAUUCUUCUAAUAAUUGGAGCUUUUCUCAUUUCGAGCGCUCGUGCACUGAAUGGUGAUAUGGCAACGGAAGGCUCUCUACGAACACCUAGAUCAGCUCAGUGGUCGGGGUAUCCGCCGCCACCCCCACCAGGCAAUAACGGAGGAUUGCCGCAACGACUUGACAGGUUUAUGGGAGGCUUAGAAAGUGAAUUCAGACAAGAGUUUAAUAGACCAGGAUCACCAUAUCAGAGGCGACCGAUAAGAGAAGCGAAACCGAUAACUAACGCUGAUAUAGAAGUAAAGAUAAUGAAGGGCAUAGAGCAAAACAGAAAGAGAAAUUUUCGCUAAACUAUAUGGGUUAUAUUAAUUAAUGUUUUUCUUUCUUUAUCUAAGUAUUUUUCGAGUAGGAAAUUUGUAGAAUUAUUAAAAAAGUAAAACUAAUUAAUAAAUGAUAAAAUCAAACUAUA
Zeugodacus cucurbitae (melon fly) is the source of this 588-nucleotide messenger RNA. RefSeq lists its product as uncharacterized. Bases 131 to 469 code for a protein of 112 amino acids. The record is from RefSeq and is a predicted model, not a curated record. The transcript has 2 exons. NCBI's taxonomy places the organism in Eukaryota, Metazoa, Arthropoda, Insecta, Diptera, Tephritidae.